Messenger RNA from Lichtheimia ornata, 1677 nucleotides. RefSeq lists its product as uncharacterized. NCBI's taxonomy places the organism in Eukaryota, Fungi, Mucoromycota, Mucoromycetes, Mucorales, Lichtheimiaceae. Gene Ontology annotation, biological process: signal transduction; regulation of GTPase activity. Gene Ontology annotation, cellular component: cytoplasm. The transcript is spliced from 11 exons. The record is from RefSeq and is a predicted model, not a curated record. The coding region runs from base 1 to 1677 and encodes 558 amino acids.
AUGGGAAAGCCAAGAAAGGGUUCUUCAACCACAUCUAGACAAGGUGAUAGUGAAGACAUGCCUUUGCCCAACCUUGCCUCCCAGCUCAAUUUCAUUGACCAGCUCUUGCAAUGGAACCUACACGAUCUCGAUCACUUUAUAGCCGUUCUGAAGCAAAGGAUUGCAGCAGAGGAAGUGUAUGUCCAGGCACUGAAUGCCAUUGAGUGUCUACCACCAACACCGCCAUGUACGAUGCUACCGAAUUUCGACAAGGAGACUUCCUAUGCAAAGGCGUUAGCACAAUACGAGUCAUCAAUCAAACGAACGGUUUCUGGACGACGUGAACUAGUAACAACUAUGCAGCAUCAGCUUGAAGUGCUACACAUACUCAAGGAUCAUCAGCAAAAACGUCAUUUGAAAAUCAACACGACGCUUGGUGAGAAGAACAGCAAUUAUCUCUGUUAUCGCAUCCACGACCUCGCUGAAAGUCAGAAGGUUUACAAGAACAAGUGUGCUGAGCUUGAGCAAGAAGACUCGCGCGAAGUUGAAGGAACACAAGGAUCGAACGAGGUGCGGGAUAUAGAAGCUACUAAGCAGCUGCAUCGGCGUAGUCGCGCGGGAUUGCAUGCCAUUCGGGCCCAUUUGGCCAAAGCCCACGUGCUGGAGCACAAUCACCGAAUUGCCAAAUUGAAGCACCAAGUAGUAGACGCAGAUCGUGAAUACAGGAAAAGCGUUUUAUUCUUGGAAGGCCUACGCAAAAAACAACUCAAGACGUCCCAUUUGGCAACCAAACAUGUAGAGAUAUUAUUCAUGGACAAAUCAGAAAUUGCAAAAUCAGUGUUACGCAACAUCCUGGUUGUUGAGCAAGCUGUUCAGGGACGAGAAAUGUCGAUGACUCAAUCCAUGACACAGACAUCCGAAUCGAUGAAUGGGAUGGACGACUUGGCACUGUUUACAAAGGGAUAUGGCAUGCUUCAAUUUGAUGUACCUGAUGCGGUGGUAUAUGAACAUUACAUCCAUGGACAAUUGAAAGAUGUCCAGUUUGGCACUUCAUUGAAGGUAUAUGCCGAUGUGCACAAACGGAACGUGCCGCUUUUGGUGGAACAAUGUAUUCAAGCCGUGGAAAGAAUGGGUGGAUUACAGAAAGAAGGCAUCUAUCGCAUCUCGGGCCGUCAAACUGCCGUCAACACUCUUAAGCUUGAAUUUGAAAAGGAUGAGCAAAAAGUGGACAUUGAUCAAUACGACAUCUUCACAAUCGCUUCAGUGCUCAAAGUGUACUUGCGAGAGCUCGAGGAACCAUUGCUUGCCAUGUCACCAAAGCAACAAGCAGAGUACACAGGCACGGAUGAUGACGCAUACCGAUUGCAAAUUCUCGAAGUACAAUUAGCACAACUCUCCGAGCCACACCUGCUUACGUUGCAGAUACUGAUAGAACAUUUGGCAAGAAUUGCUGCUAAUGCCAAGGUGAACAAAAUGACUACCUCCAACUUGGCCAUGAUCUUUACCCCUGCCAUUCUUCACGAUGAACAAGCCCCUGAUAAGGUGUUACUGGAUUUGAUAUCACAUCAAGAAGCUCUUUUUGCCAAGAUAACGAGAAAGAACAAAGAGGACCAAUUGGGACGCUCGUCAUUGGAUGACCAGGGGUCACUCGCAUCAUCACUAGAAUACAAGGCGCAUGCAACAACGCCACAUCCCUGA